AUGCUUUCUCGUCGCGUCUUUCAGCAGCUCACAGACAGUCUGCUCUUUAGGUCAAGAUAUGGACCUGCUCGAGGCUUUUGCAUCGCCAUCAAGUGCGCCUCCUGUCGUCCCGGAAAACCGUCGAUUGCCAGCUCAAUCCGUCAUGCCUCUUCUUCCUCUUCGACUAGAUGGAAGUCGCGUCAAGGGAAGGACUUCUUUGCUAGGGAGGCAAGAGUUCAGGGCUUAAAGAGUCGCGCCGCAUUCAAGCUCCUGGAGUUGAAUGAGAAGCACAAGCUAUUCAAGCCCGGCCAGACGAUAGUUGAUCUAGGCUUUGCUCCAGGCUCUUGGUCCCAGGUCGCCGUCAACAAAACCUCCCCUGGCGGUCGGGUAGUCGGAAUCGAUCUUAUACCUGCGCAGCCUCCAAGAGGCGUCUCGACGAUUCAAGGCAAUUUUCUAUCCCCCGCAAUCCAAGCCGACGUGAGAGCAUACGUCCAGGACCCCGAGCUGGGCCGGCCUCGUAGACAAGUCUUAUCAGGGAAAGAUGGAUGGCUCUCUCAAGAAGAUCUGGAGGAGAUGGAGCGGGGCUACAUCGACAUCGAGCGGCAUGCGCAUCUCGAAGGGGUCGAAACAGAAACAAUAGGACAGCCGCAUACCGAGCAGGACACCGCGAAGAUAUCGGACGACAAACUAUCUUUACGAGAAAGAGACAAACGACACGGGAGGGUAGUGGACGUGGUCCUAAGUGAUAUGUCAGAGCCCUGGGACCAGACGACUGGCUUCUACAAGAAGAGCUUAAGUGACCCAUAUUUCAGGUUAAUGAAUACGAGCGGGAUUGCCUUCAAAGACCACGCAGGUAGCAUGGAUCUGUGUAUGGCAGCCUUGACCUUCUCCUUCGACACUCUUCGCACUGGGGGACACCUCCUCUGCAAAUUCUACCAAGGAGCCGAGGAGAAGGCAUUCGAGACUAAGCUGAAGCGCUUGUUCACCAAGGUCCAUCGGGAGAAGCCGGACUCAUCAAGGAGUGAAUCAAAAGAGGCAUACUUUGUGGCAUUACGGCGAAAAGAGACACCGACCAGGGAAGAGGUCUUUCGGGAGUAG
This is a messenger RNA of Trematosphaeria pertusa, 1077 nucleotides long. RefSeq names its product FtsJ-domain-containing protein. Gene Ontology annotation, biological process: RNA methylation. The transcript is spliced from 6 exons. Gene Ontology annotation, cellular component: mitochondrion. NCBI's taxonomy places the organism in Eukaryota, Fungi, Ascomycota, Dothideomycetes, Pleosporales, Trematosphaeriaceae. Bases 1 to 1077 code for a protein of 358 amino acids. Gene Ontology annotation, molecular function: rRNA (uridine-2'-O-ribose)-methyltransferase activity. The record is from RefSeq and is a predicted model, not a curated record.